GCUUUGGUUCAAAGUCUGCCUGGAUGUUUAUAUAUAAACUACCGCUCCCCGUUUCGUGCCAGCCAUUUAGCAGUGCAAUUCAAAUCGACAGCACUCACUUGAAAUCAAUCAUUCAUUUUGAAGACAGCUAAGUGACUCGAACAGACAAAAUGAGGGAGAUUGUGCAUCUGCAGACCGGCCAGUGCGGCAACCAGAUCGGAUCAAAGUUCUGGGAAGUAACAUGCGACGAGCAUGGUGUCGAUCCAACCGGAGCUUACAGUGGCGACUCCGAUCUCCAACUGGAGCGCAUCAACGUCUACUUCAACGAGGCCGCCGGGGGCAGGUACGUUCCAAGAGCCGUGCUGGUCGACCUCGAGCCAGGCACCAUGGACUCCAUUCGCUCAGGACCGUACGGACAGAUCUUCCGACCGGACAACUUUGUGUUUGGGCAGAGCGGAGCAGGGAACGUCUGGGCCAAGGGACACUAUACUGAGGGAGCAGAGCUAGUCGAAUCCGUGAUUGACGUCGUCAGAAAAGAAGCCGAAGGCUGUGAUUGUCUACAAGGAUUUCAACUCACACAUUCUCUAGGCGGUGGCACUGGCUCUGGCAUGGGUACGUUGUUGAUUAGUAAGCUGAAGGAGGAGUACCCUGACAGGAUCUUCAUGUCAUUUAGUGUCUUCCCAUCCCCCAAGGUCUCCGAGGUGGUCGUCGAACCUUAUAACGCUACCUUAUCAGUCCAUCAGCUCGUGGAGAAUACCGAUGAAACGUACUGUAUCGACAAUGAGGCCCUCUACGACAUCUGCUUCCGUACCCUGAAGCUGACCACACCCACGUACGGCGAUUUGAACCAUAUUCUGUCGUACGCAAUGAGCGGUAUUACCGCCAGUCUUCGUUUCCCCGGCCAACUCAACGCCGACCUCCGCAAACUUGCCGUUAACAUGGUGCCGUUUCCUCGUCUUCACUUCUUCAUGCCUGGUUUCACGCCUCUGACGAGUCGUGGUAGCCAGCAGUACCAAGCCUUGAGCGUUGCCGAGCUCACCCAGCAGAUGUUUGAUGCCAAGAACAUGAUGGCUGCUUGCGAUCCUCGUCAUGGCCGUUACCUCACCGUAGCGACCAUGUUCCGAGGUCGCAUGUCCAUGAAGGAAGUCGACGAACAAAUCCUCAACACACAGACCAAGAACAGUACUUACUUUGUCGAGUGGAUCCCCAACAACGUCAAAUCCGCCGUUUGUGACAUACCUCCUCGAGGUAUGAAGAUGUCAGCAACUUUCAUUGGGAACAACACCGCCAUCCAAGAAAUCUUCAAGCGCAUCUCUGAGCAGUUCACCGUCAUGUUCAGAAGAAAGGCCUUCCUUCAUUGGUACACUGGUGAGGGUAUGGACGAGAUGGAGUUCACUGAGGCUGAGAGCAACAUGAACGACUUGGUGUCCGAGUACCAACAGUACCAGGACGCUACGAUCGAUGACGAAGGAGAAUUCGAAGAAGAGGAAGGGGAUGUCGAUCCCGAGGAGGCAUAAGUCAUCUUCCAUCAGAAAAUCAACCCGGACUCUCCUCCCCCCCCCCCUCAUAAAAAAAAUCAAAAAAUCAACAAAUCAACAAAAAAUAGAAAGAAAGAAAGAAAGAAAAAAUCAAAAAAGAAAUGAAAUAAGAUAAAAACAGAAUUCCUAAUUGUUUUACUAACAUUAACAUCAUUCAUUGCGUUAUGGGUUUUUAGACAUGCAAAAUUAAUUUUCUAAAAUAGCGAUAGCCGUAUAAUAAAGUACUCUUGAUUGUAUGUGUGUUUUUUUUCUGGGGGGGGGGGGGGGGGGGCGGGGGGGGGGGCGUUGGGGUUCGAUUUUAUCAAUAUGAAAGCAGCAAACGUUUUUGGAGUCUGUGUAUAUUCAGGAAUACGUUCAUAUUUUCUACAUGUAAAAUAAUAUGGUAUCAAACUCGGUAAAUUCACUUAAUUGAAAUUGUGGAAGUGCCUUGCUAUUUGCUAUUUAUGGCAUUAUAUUUACAAAUUCUCUUACAAAGUGAUUGCUGUUAGAAUUUUAAUCAAAUCAUUUGCUUGGUCAUGCCCUCCAGAUGUCUAACAUUUCUGUGCAUUAAAUUGAAAAUAAAGUACAUAUAAUCAGUGAUUCAUAAAACUGUUCAUUCUUUAGGUAUGUUGAUAGUUCCAUGGUACCUCACACUAACUUUUCGUGAAUAUUAUUAGAAAUAAAACUUAAAAGAUGUUGCCGAUGUACACAAAUAGUACUAAGAAGAUUUGAUUAUGCUGAUGUUGUCCAAACUGCAAAUGGCGUGAUUGUCAUUUUUUUGUUUAUUCAGACUCGUAAAAUAUCCAAUCCUCUGGUUCGCUCUUUUUCACUGUUUUACUACAUCUUCACUUUCUACCCCCUCUCUCUUUCUCUUUCUCCUUCAUUCCAUCUUGUCUAUCUCACAAAUUUCCAUCUGCCAUGUCUGUCCAUCUCAUUUUCCUCUCUAUCCGUCAUCUUCAUCGGUAUUGUUAAACAUGUUUUUACAAUCCUCAAUUCUUUGUUUCUGUUCCUUGAUAGUGUGAUUAUAUUAAAAUUUUAAUGAAAAUCAAUCAAUCGCUAAGAAGCA
This is a messenger RNA of Strongylocentrotus purpuratus (purple sea urchin), 2562 nucleotides long. RefSeq names its product tubulin beta-4B chain. Gene Ontology annotation, molecular function: structural constituent of cytoskeleton; GTPase activity; GTP binding. The coding region runs from base 150 to 1496 and encodes 448 amino acids. The record is from RefSeq and is a predicted model, not a curated record. The transcript is spliced from 3 exons. Lineage: Eukaryota; Metazoa; Echinodermata; Echinoidea; Camarodonta; Strongylocentrotidae. Gene Ontology annotation, biological process: mitotic cell cycle; microtubule cytoskeleton organization. Gene Ontology annotation, cellular component: microtubule; cytoplasm.